Molecule: messenger RNA, 5245 nt
Organism: Oncorhynchus gorbuscha (pink salmon)
Lineage: Eukaryota; Metazoa; Chordata; Actinopteri; Salmoniformes; Salmonidae
Product: SH3 domain-binding protein 2-like
Exons: 12
Coding region: 2875-4614 (579 amino acids)
Biological process (GO): signal transduction
Molecular function (GO): SH3 domain binding
Source: RefSeq, a predicted model, not a curated record
CAAUAUGAGGAGGAAAUGAUAGUCCUAAAAAUGCCUUCCAGUUUCACUGACUCACCCAAUGACGCACAGCUCACUAGCUGGUGAUGGCCAAUGUGCUCGUGCUAUAAGCCUCUCUCUCGUUUUACUUGUAAAACAAUAUUUGGAAGUUUAUCAAAUAUUUUGGUAGCCUACAGCUGACAGGUUAUAGUAUUUUCUUUUCAGCAGGAGCGAUUUGUUUUCCAACCUGUAUUUUGCCGCGAUUGUAGGCUAUUUGAAAUAUUGCGAAAGGCAAGUUUUGUCUGCAUGCUGUUUGUUCAUUGACAGAUUUCUCAAGCGUAGGCUAUGCCUUGUUAUUGGGCUACACUCCACUAGGCUAUUUUUAAAAUAAGCUAUUUAUCCUCUGUGGUCAAAUUUGAGGCAUCCUCGUGGUCUAGUAGGCUAUUCUGAAUUAUUUCAUUUAUUUCUGAACAGACUGCAGUAACUUUAUUUAAAUGUAUUUACAUUCAUCAGGCGUGCUGCAGCUUCGAACCCUUCGCGUGGCUAUGAUUCUAUAAGGAAAUAAAUGAUGAAGUGCAAUGCUGGCGAGAUGAGAGUUGCUGGCUCAUGUGGACAAAAACGGAGAGGUACUCAAAUGAAGCACUGGGCACUCCUAUAUAGGAACGUGCACUUUCACUUGAUCACUUUCUUACUCUCUGAUUGUGAUUUACAUGUUCAGGAAAGUAAAAGGAACACAUCCCCUAAACUAAAACUUAGUCCUGAAUCUCCAAAGAGAGGAGCUGGUUCUUGUUUUGUCAUGUUGCUGCUUUUUUACAGUAUAUGUUUUCUGGGCACACACACUGCCUCCCUGUGUGGAGAACAUGCUCAUAUUGGGAGACAGGAAGUGAUGCGGGAGAAAGCCAAUCUCCCCACAAAAGCAAAAUGAAAUUAUUGCUGCUACAGCAUGGAAUGCCAUGAGGGAAGGCUGAAAGAAAUGAAAGUACUAUGUGUUGUCGGAAACUCAUCACGUUCCCCUAUAUGGCCUGUGGAGUAGGCCGACUCCUUUAAGGAAAAUACCACUCAAAAACUAUAUUUUGUUAUUUGUUUCAUUAUUCCACUGUUAAUACAUUCCCAAAAUGUAUCAUACCGUGACACUUUCUGUAUUUUGAAAGUUCUAUAUCUUGAAAACUUGCUGACAUGCAACAUUCUGGGACUGUAUCAACAGUGGACUAAUUAAACAAAAUACCAACAGAUCGUUUUUUAGUGGACUUCUCCUUUAAAGACAUGUCCAACAGUUGUGAGUGUUGCACACCUGUGAGGCUCGUCAACAUUCUUCAUAGGACUGUGAUGGAUCCACCUGCAAUUCGUUUUUUUUGUUCACCAACAGCUGGGCAGACGUCUGCAAGAGCAGAGAUGUAAUCAUAAAGUUGCAUUUGGUAACACUGUGGCUGGGACAUGUACGUCAAAGGUUAUGAUGCAGUUAAGGAUACUGAUGUUUUUCCAUUGUAAAUAAGAGAGUACAAGUUCCUAGUCCUCUUUACAACCACACAUAUCCAACACCACAAAUAGUCAGAGCAUGCAGUCAGGGUGAGUCCGUCCAUAGGUCCCACACCCUGUAUGCCUUUUGAACAGUGGUUAUUGCUUUCCAGUGGAAACUACACAAAAACUACACAAACAUCAGGACAGGACAGAUAGAGGCUGCUGUUGUCCUUUUAAGUCCACUUGGAGCAGGCACCACAAACAGGUCAGAAAUAACCAAGCCAGCCUGCUGCGUCCUAAACACUCCAAUCUACUUGCCUCAUCAGAUGCCAAUAUAGACGCUAAAGAAAAGGAGCAUAAACACAUUUCGCAGGAAUAAUUCAUAAUUUCCUUCCCCGGCCUAAUCAGACAAUUUUGGGGUUAUAUUUAACUAGGCAAGUCAGCUAAGAACAAAUUCUUAUUUACAAUGACAGCCUAGAAACAGUGGGUUAACUGCUUUGUUCAGGGGCAGAAGAACACAUUUUUACCUUGUCAGCUCAGGGAUUUGAUCUAGCAACCUUUUGGUUACUGGCCCAACACUCUAACCACUAGGCUACUCGCUGCCUGGAGACUAAGCUAUAUUCCUGCAUCCUUAUUGAACCUCCCCGCCUGUCUGUUUCUUCUCUUGGAAAGUUCAACGACCUAUGAUUUACUCUGGGGAGAGAUGCAGCUUACGUUCUCCUCUUUUCCAUUCUCCUCUAACAGUCAGACACUACUCCCCUGCACCUGUCCCUUGGAUCUGAAUGUUAAACCCAAUCCCUUCCGUUGGUGCUCGGCAGUCAUUUGUAAAAAUGUGUAAAAUUGCCUAUUUUUCUUCCCUUGUUAGUAUAUUUGUCUUUGUGUCUGGAGGCCGUUGUCCCUCCCAGAAGGCAGGCAGCCAUCGCCAGGCCAAGGAAAGACAAGGCAGGCACACAGGGCUGCCAAGCAGGAAGCAUACCACACAGGGUGCAAUCAACAGCUCUGAAAGGGCAUGAGACAUGGAACCCAAAAGAGUUCUACCUGGAACAAAAAAAAGAUUAUCCUAUGGGGACAGCCGCAGAACCCUUCUGGGACCGUUUUCUUCCUGAGAGUGUAUGUAGAAUUGCCAUGGUGUUUCUUGUAACUUUCAAAGUGGAGAGAAAGUUAUUGGGUCAGGAUGUAAGAUGCUUUCAAGGACCGAGGUGUUUCAAAGCUGCGAUGGGAAGUAGUAUUACUUCUUUUUGAUUGUUGAUAUUUUGUCGACAUGGUCCGAAUUCUCAAGUCCUUGUGCCAUUUGUCCAUUGAGAUGGUGCUGUUUUGAUGCAAUCAGGUUUAGAAUUCACUGUCAGACUUGGGUUCAAUGAGAAAUGCAGCAGCUGAAAUAUUAUUUUUAGCGUUGCAUCUCAGAAAUGUCAAGUUAGAUACGUUCAGACCAGCUCUGUGAUGUGUAAUGUGGUAUUUGACGUGUUAUUUCUCCAUCUCCCUGUCCUCCUCGGAAACAUGGCUUCAGCAGAGAUCUACUGGCCUGUUCCAAUGAGGGCCAUCGGGGCCCAGAACCUACUCACCAUGCCAGGAGGCGUGUGCCACUCUGGGUACCUCCACAAGAAGGGAGGGAGCCAGUUCAGCCUUAUGAAGUGGCCUCUUCGCUAUAUAAUCAUCCACAGGGGAUGUGUGUAUUAUUUCAAGAGCAGCACCAGUCCUGCACCGCAAGGAGCUUUCUCUCUCAAUGGCUACAACAGGGUGAUGAGGGCAGCAGAAGAGACCACCUCCAAUAAUGUGUUUCCCUUCAAAAUCGUCCACUUCAGUAGUAAGAAGCACCGGACCUAUUGCUUCUCAGCAGCCAACGAGGAAGAGAGAAGGAAAUGGAUGAGAAACCUGCGAAAAGAAAUUGAUCACUAUAAUGACAGAAUGGAGUCAUAUAUUCCAAAUGACUCUGAAAGUGAUGCGGACAGCUUCUAUGGAUCGAUCGAGAGCCCCAUGGACAUAACCUAUGCCCAUGAUGACCCAGGAGACAAUUAUAUGUUAGAGGAUGAAGAAGAUGAGGAUGAAGAUGACUAUGAAAAACCAGAUAGCCCACCAACUUAUACAGGAAGACUAACUGUUCCACCACCAUCAUACCAUCCUCCUCCACUCCCAUGCCAGUUUAGACAAGAAUCAAAAUCAGGAUUCUGCAAAGGUCUCCCCCAACCUGCCCCUGCCCUUGUCCCCAACAGGACCCUCUCCAGCCCCCUUCCAAAGAAAAUGUCCCCGGUAUUACCUCGACCCAAGCUGGGUGAGGUCGGCCACAACCAACAUGGACACAUGGACAUCCCAAACAAGGACAGCCCAGAGAGAAGUGUGAGGGGCCCUAAGACCCCUCUUCCCACUCCCAUUGCCAGCCUUCAGAAGCAGAUGAUGAUGGGGAAGACGUCCAUCUCCACCCUACCUGUGGGGGACCACAGAGACAAGAAGCCCCAUGUUCCAGUGACCCUCAAGUCUCCCGCCACCCUGCCCAUCUGCAUCAACCUGGAAAGGCAAAUGGGGCUGAAUCCUAGAACACCUGGUUACCAUGGCAACAGACCCAGUCACAUCCCAAGUGUUCGAAAAAACUGCCACAGCACUAGGUCAACACCAGAUCUCCCACCACAGGCCUCGCCAGCACUGAACCACACGCCUGGACAGUACAAGCCACCCCUCCUAGCGAAAUCUCCAUGUCCGGCAACCAUGCCUAAACAACCAAGAGGGUCAGCACAAAGAUCCUCUCCAGAUGGACAAAGCUUCCGAACCUCAGUGGACGAGGUGCCUGCCUCUUUAAGAAAGAACAGGGAUCCAUCCAAGGACAACGACAAUGACUCUGAUGAAGACUAUGAGAAUGUUCAAUUACCGGAUUCUGUGUUUGUGGACAUAACAGAAACAAGCAGUGUUGAAAAGUUAUUUAUGGAAACCUCCAGUUCACCGCAGGAUGGUCUCUACUGCUUCAGGAACUCAGGAUCAAAGACAUCCAAGGUGCUGGUGGUGUGGGAUGUGGAUCUGUGCAAGGCCAGAAACUACAGGCUCUUUGAGGAGGACUCCCGGGUGUUCCUGGAGUUUGAGAUGACAUUUUCCUCCCUGUCGGCCCUAGUGGAGCACUACUAUAGCCACCCUCUACCCAAUCACAACUCUCUGUGUCUGCAGCAGCCAUAUGGUUACAUCAUGCCCAGAUGACCCUGUCCUGACUCUGCCUGAGGCCAUUGCCUCAUCCACUCAAACGGACUCUCUCCUUUUGGGCAUCUAAUACGGUUCUGACACUGUCAUGAACUACAGUUGAAACCUGCUGUGGUAGAAACUAAAUGACACUGCCCCCUGUAGGGCAAGUCAGAUUGGUGCAUAUCUGUAACCAAGCCUGAGUAUUUGUUGGAGUGAUUCUGAUGAGCGUCAUGGCGUGGGAUCUAGCCCUAAACAACGCUUGGGCAGAGGUGCAACGAGUGCACAUGGUUGCAGUUGUGAAGAAAAUAUGGUAUCUGUGAGGAGGACAAUGAGCUCUAUAUACCGAACAAAGAUGUAUUAUGUGAGGACUACUGCAGGACUAGUACUCUAAAGGUCUGUCAUUACACUGGAUAGCACUGUUGUAGUGUUGUUCAGAAUACAAGCAAAUGUGAAGAUUUGUGGGUUCACUGCACAUUAAUGUUGGAAUAUUUAACACUGGUUUUGCAUUACGCAUUGAGGACCAAUUAUGUGUAAAUCACUUAUUUAUUCCAUAAAGUUUAUGAAAUGUAUCAUAUGCUAUCAAACUGUCCACACAUCCUAUUGCACUGUACAGAACUGUCCAUUUGUGAUAUGUAAAUUAAAUGCAUUG